UUUUCGUAGCACUCUCCACCUGAAACUACUCUGUUCUAGCUCGUCUCGCUUCCUGCCUUGCUGAGGGAGGGGACGGUGCUGACGGCUGGGAGGACGAAAGGCGAGACAAGAAAGCUUUCGGGAAGCCAUAAAAAGUGGGGAACGGCCCGGCUUUCCACCGUCCGUCGGGAAAUAAACACCCCAGUUUUCUGUGGCUGCAAGAUUUGUCACCGAAUCGAAGCCGAACAUGUCGACCAGUCGUCAGCUAAGCGAGAGCAGGGCCAUCCCGACCAGGACGGUGUUGAUAAACGACACAACGCAGCUACCUCAUGACUACUGUACCACCCCUGGAGGCACUUUAUUUUCUACCACUCCUGGAGGCACCCGGAUCAUCUAUGAUCGCAAAUUCCUCCUGGACAGGCGUAAUUCUCCAAUUGCCCAAACUCCGCCUGCACACCUGCCAGUCAUCCCUGGAGUCACCAGCCAAAACGUCCUGAGCGAGAACAAGAAGAACGAAGCCAACAAACACAUCAACAAACAUGAUGGCAAGCCCAUAACAGGUGACGAUGCUCAGUUUGAAAUGGACAUCUAACCGACUGGAACCGCACCAGCAUAAGGAAGUGACCUGGCAUCAUGCGUGCCAGUGGCUUGGCUUGUAGAACCCAGUGUCGUGAGCCCUCAUGGCAGCCAUCUUCUUUAGCUCUUUGUCUCACUGCUGGAUGUAGUUUGUGUAAACCAUUGGGGAUUUGAUAGAACACGCAUAUUU
This is a messenger RNA of Menidia menidia (Atlantic silverside), 745 nucleotides long. The record is from the annotation of a GenBank genome assembly. Lineage: Eukaryota; Metazoa; Chordata; Actinopteri; Atheriniformes; Atherinopsidae.